Molecule: messenger RNA, 396 nt
Organism: Naegleria fowleri
Lineage: Eukaryota; Heterolobosea; Eutetramitea; Acrasida; Naegleriidae
Exons: 1
Coding region: 1-396 (131 amino acids)
Source: RefSeq, a predicted model, not a curated record
AUGGAUGAAAUCAAUGUCAUGCUUCCCAAGCCAAAAGAUCUUGGAAAACAACACAAAAAGCAUCGCACAGUUUCGAAUGAACACGAUCGAAGACCUCACCGAUUUGUGACCAAUCAGAAAAAACAAGGAGGAGGAAAAUUCAAUUAUGGAAAACCAGGAGAUGAAACGAUGGUUUAUGUGAACACUGAGGACGGUGUGUUAGAUAAGGAAUUGAUUGAACAUGAUGCUAGCGUGUUGGAACAACUUCAUGGAGCUUCCACUGUGGUGGUGGCUAACAGGACUGAAGAAGAAACUGAAGAAGGCGGUGGUGAGGAAGAAGGUGAAGGUUAUGAAGAAGGAGAAUACGAUGAAGGCGAAUGGGAAGAAGGUGAAGAUUAUGAGGAAAGUGAAGAGUAG